This is a messenger RNA of Eimeria tenella, 600 nucleotides long. RefSeq lists its product as uncharacterized. The coding region runs from base 1 to 600 and encodes 199 amino acids. NCBI's taxonomy places the organism in Eukaryota, Apicomplexa, Conoidasida, Eucoccidiorida, Eimeriidae. The record is from RefSeq and is a predicted model, not a curated record. The transcript is spliced from 2 exons.
AUGGGGGGCCCCCCCGAGGGACAGCAGUUCUUCUUGGGGGGCCCCCCAGUUCUGGGGAGCCCCCCGGCAGGGGGGCCCCCAAACGGGCCUGCAGCAGCAGCAGCAGCAGCAGCACAAGCGGGAGGUAACAGCAGCGAUGGUGGCCAAGGCAGAAAGGCGCAAAGUCCAACAGCAACAGCAAAAACAGCAGCAAAAGGAGCAGCAGCAGCAGAUGCAGCAACAGCAGCAAAAAUAACAAAAGCAACAAGAGCAGCAGCAGCAGCAGCAACGGCGCCAGAAGGAGCAGCAGCAACAAGAGCCGCAGCUGCAGCAGCAGCAAAAGGCCAGAAGCAGCGAAAGCAACAACAGCAGCAGCAACUGCAGCAAAUGGAGCAGCAGCAGCAAAAGCAGCAGCAGCAGCAGCAAGGCCCACAUCAGAGGCUUCUUGUUCAGUGCAGAUCCCGCAGCUGCAGCAGUGGCCUUUCCGAGCUGCUCGGCCCUCUUCUUCUGCUGCUGCGAUGCACCACGAGCGGACUGCAGCAGCAGCAGCAGCAGCAGCAGCAGCUGAACAGCAUCAUCCAAACAGAAAGAGCAGCUAAGCAAAAGGAGCAGCAGCAGUAG